This is a messenger RNA of Ctenopharyngodon idella (grass carp), 3101 nucleotides long. RefSeq names its product 5-hydroxytryptamine (serotonin) receptor 5A, genome duplicate a (gene htr5aa). Gene Ontology annotation, cellular component: plasma membrane. The record is from RefSeq and is a predicted model, not a curated record. Bases 206 to 1240 code for a protein of 344 amino acids. Lineage: Eukaryota; Metazoa; Chordata; Actinopteri; Cypriniformes; Xenocyprididae. Gene Ontology annotation, molecular function: G protein-coupled serotonin receptor activity. Gene Ontology annotation, biological process: adenylate cyclase-activating adrenergic receptor signaling pathway. The transcript is spliced from 3 exons.
CGACUUGAGAAACUGCAGUAGCGCGGUCACUCCUCUCUUGCACGAGAUCCAGAGACUGACACUCAGGAUAUUGUUUUCUACCGACUGAGGUGAUACUGCCUUCGCUGAAGCAAAAGUGUUGUUUCCUAAAGCUGUUGCAGUCCAGUGAAAUUCUUUCUCAGUAUUUUGUAAGUGGCAUAAAGUGGACAAAAGAGCACUCAACAACAUGGCUGACGUCAGCCAGAACAGCUCUUUUAAUCAAAGCUCAGAAUAUGGAAAUAUCUACAGGCCACAGACAGUGUUCAGCGUCUUGACAUUCACCCUGCUGGCAAUGCUUGUGGUGGCUACAUUUUUCUGGAACAUGCUCGUCCUAGUCACAAUUCUCAGAGUCAGAACAUUCCACCGUGUGCCCCACAACCUGGUGGCCUCCAUGGCCAUAUCUGAUGUUAUGGUGGCUGCUUUGGUGAUGCCUCUCAGUCUUGUUCAUGAGCUCAACGGUCGGCGAUGGAAGUUGGGCCGCGCUCUCUGCCAAGUCUGGAUAUCUUUCGACGUCCUGUGCUGUACGGCCAGCAUUUGGAACGUGACCGCAAUAGCCCUUGACCGUUACUGGUCCAUAACACGCCACCUGGAGUACACGCUGAAAACCCGAAAAAAGAUCUCCAAUGGGAUGAUUGGCUUGACCUGGCUGCUUUCGUCUGUUAUUUCCCUCUCCCCUCUGUUUGGUUGGGGUGAGACGUAUUCAGAGGUGGACAUGGAGUGCCAGGUGAGCCAGGAGCCGUCUUACACCAUCUUUUCCACAUUCGGGGCCUUCUAUCUGCCUCUCUGUGUUGUGCUAUUUGUCUACUGGAAGAUAUACAAAGCUGCUAAAUUCCGUAUUGGAUCAAAGAGGACCAACACCAUCACUCCAGUUGCGGAGGCUGGAGAGGUAAAAGAGGCCUCCAGGCAACAGCCUCAGAUGGUGUUCACUGUCCGCCAUGCCACUGUGACAUUUCAGACCGACAGUGAGACGUGGCGAGAACAGAAGGAGAAGCGAGCGGCUCUGAUGGUGGGCAUCCUCAUCGGAGUGUUCGUCCUGUGCUGGAUCCCUUUCUUCCUCACUGAGCUCAUCACUCCGCUGUGCUCCUGUCACAUUCCUCCGAUAUGGAAGAGUGUCUUCCUCUGGCUGGGUUACUCCAACUCCUUUUUCAACCCGCUCAUUUACACAGCCUUCAACAAGAACUAUAAUAACGCUUUCAGGAAUCUCUUCUCCCGCCAGCGUUGAGAGAUAUAGCGGAAAUCUUGGCCUCGCCACAAAUGCCAUUUUAAACCAUCCUUAAGAUUUGGGGAAGUGUGGUUAUCUGAGCUCUUCAAAAAGCACAGAUUCACAAACGGAAUGAUGUCUGGGUUUUUACUGCCAAGAAAAGUGAUCAUUUGACCCAGUGUCUAGUGAAGAACACUCAGCAAAAAUGUCAAUCUGUUCCCUGUAUUAAAUGAAUAUAGACCACUUUUGGCAUUCAGUUUACAUUUAGCCUACAGUAUGAUGUGAGAUUUAUUUGUUUCAACUGAACUAAUUUUUUUAACAUUAUGUGGCUUCUUCAGUAGAAUGAGUGUAAACUGAGCAUCUUGAUAACACUUUUUUUGAGAGAAAUUUAUACUUUUAUUCAGCAAGGCUGCAUUAAAUCAAAAGUGACAGUAAAGACAUUUAAUUAUACAAAAGGUUACGAGUGUGAUAAUGCGUUUAUACAACAGUUUGACGGCACAAGUGAGUAAAUAAAUAAGAGAUAACUACAGAAUAUCUUUAAAACCCUCUUUUGUGCAGAAAUAUUUCCUUCCACCGCGGAUUCAAAUCUGAAGCUGACAGUUUGCCCAAGGCUCCAUUACUAAUUUUAAAACUAAUUCCCUCCAUUGAAACUCAUUGUAUUUUUGUACAGUAAUAUUGAGAAAGAAAGAGAGAGAUCGCCUGAGCAAGCAUUACCUGUGUCUGAUAUAACAUUCAUUCUUCAGGUCGAUGUCCACAAUAUUAUAUCCAUUAUAAAAAUCCGUUUGAAUGUCCGAUGAGGAAAGCGAUCUUUGUAUUUGUCCUUUUUACAGUUAAGGGAAUUUUCCAUAACAGCGCUAAAACAACGUCCUUUGUUUACAAAAGUCCCUUUUAAUUUAAAAGUCUCUAGGGACUGACUCAUUCACUCCACUUGUAAAUUUUGCCGCCAUCUAAUGGCGUAUUGAUGUAACUUUCACUCAAUCCAUAUUACGCACUAAUGGGUUCUUUCUCAAUACCAAAUACAACAUAUUAUUUUAUAUAAAAUAAUAUUUAUUGAACAACAAUAUUUACAUUAACAACAAUAGCCAUUUUAAAUGACAAUAGAGUACCUCAGGGAUGACGUGUUUUUGUAGGCCAACCCGGAAGUUAGCGGCGUACAGGUUCCCUUGAUCGAAAGCCUAUGCAUUUUUCCCAUUGGAAAAUCGCAAAAAAUAAGCUCUGUGUUUAACAAAGGGUUAUGACACUUACACGUUUUGUCUAUCAAGAUAAUCUUUACAAGUUAACACAACAUUUAUACAUUUUGAAGCCUAAAUAAAGUCGUCAGAUAACAGUAGGCUAUAAACGGACUACAGCACACCAUGGUCGCGGAUCAACGCACCACCACCAAGCUUCCUCAAACUUUAUUUAAAAAACAACUUUAUUUAAAAACAUGCUCGCUGAUUAUGAUCUGUGCUGUAUAUGAAUACUUAUCCACUUUUUCAUGAGAAAUGCUGUCCAAAUGUCCUGUUUGUCAUGAUGACGUCUAAAGUCCCCGCCAAAGGAAGUAGUCCAUUUUAGCAACUUGUUAGCAACUGCCGUUUUUAAGACACAAUAAAGUUUUAAAAAAGCGGGUUAUAACUGGUGUGUUUUAUGUCAUAGAUCAAAACGUGAAAAUAUUUAGAGGCUUGUUAACCACAGACCUUAUUUCAGGCGAUUUAGCAAAAACCAAUUCAAAAACUAGCGUGGAAAACGGAUCUGAAAUGGAGCGCCAUUUUCGGGACAUUGUAAAACUCUAACGUGAACGCUUAGCGUGGCUUAGUUUACUAAGACAGUGUUAUUAACAGACCAAACUAAGUAAACAUCAUAAAGUAUACUAUGUACAGAAAAGCAGAUGAGCCCAGAAUUU